AUGCGUGACAUCGCGAGCCUCUUCGGGGGCCAGUACCAGACGAUAUUUGGGGGUGGUCCAAGCUGUACGACGGGAGGCAGCCUCGGAGGCAGCAAUGGAGACUGCAGCGGAGCGGGACCACAACGCCGACGUUCGGAAAGCCUCGGUCCAUUCCGGCGAAGGCUGCGCAGUGAAUUCUCACUGCUCGAUUACUUCUUCCACCAACCGAAACAUGGCCGGCACACGCGCUACCCGAACCGAACGUUCAUGCUUAUGGCCGCCGGCUUCAUGUUCAUCAUCUGCGGCGCACUUGUGCACAUCCUCGAUCCGUAUUUGCUGAUAUUCAAGUGGAAACUAAUUUUCCAGGAAGGGUCGGAAAUAUUCAACCUCUGGCGCACGCCACCAGUCGAUUUGUACAUCAAAAUCUAUCUCUUUAACGUGACGAACGCGGAAGACUUCCUGGCGGGACGCGCCGACAAGAUGCAGAUCGAGGAAGUUGGUCCGUACGUGUACAGGGAGCUGAUGUCGCACGAUAAUAUCACGUUCAACGAGAAUGGAACGCUCUCGACGAGACCACAUCAUCCGCUCAUUUUCCAGAAGGGCCUGUCCGGGAACCUGCGUGAGGACGACGUGUUCAUGAUGCCGAACAUCGCACUGCUGAGUAUAGCAAACGUGGCUGCAUCAAAGCCGUACUUCCUGCAAUGGCCAAUUAACCUGCUGAUACGGCAAACGAAUGUACAACCGCUGGAGCGCCAAACAGCUCGAGAGUUCAUGUACGGUUAUCCGACUACGCUGACCACGCUUGGUUACACGUUUCUGCCCAAUUGGAUUUCGUUCGAUAAAGUCGGGCUCAUCGACAGGAUGUACGAUUUCGAUGAUGACUUCGAGACGUUCUACACCGGCGAAACGUCGGCGAGUAUGUCUGGGCUGUACGAUACCUACCUCGGAUCGCCAGAUUUGGCCCAAUGGAACGGCACCCACUGCAGCAACAUUCGGAACGCGUCGGACGGCACCAAAUUCAAGAGCUUCGUCGAACCGGACGAUCAGCUGCUGUUCUUCCGCAAGAGCAUGUGCCGGGCGCAGAUCCUGAUCCAAAAUGGCACCGAUCACGAGGUGAACGGUUUGAAGGCGACGAAGUUCGUGUUCGAGGAGAACGCGCUCGAUAAUGGCGAAUUCGAUCCGCGCAACAAAUGCUACUGCCGGAAGGGCAAAUGUCUGCCGCGUGGUCUGAUCGAUGUGACCAGCUGCUACUACGGAUUCCCGAUCGCUCUCAGCUAUCCACACUUCCUGGAUGCCGAUCCAAAGGUGCUAGAGUACGUGAAUGGAUCCAGACCGGACUCGAAGAUACACAGGAGUCACUUCAUGAUCAACCCCGUCUCUGGACUUCCGUUGCAGCUGUCGGUCAAGUUUCAGAUCAACAUGGUGCUGGAGGAUCUGAGUGGCAUGUCGCACUGCGAGAAGUUCUCCAACCUCGUCGUACCUGCACUCUGGUUCGAAAUCACGAUGCCGGGCCUGCCAAAGACGCUGCUGUCGCGCUUCAUCUUCUAUCUGAAGAUCCUACCCUUCGGUGACCAGGUGGUGAAGCACAGUCUGCUUGCAUUUGGGGGCAUUUUGCUGCUCGUUGCCAUCACGAAGGUGUCCCUUACGCUCUCGUCCGCGUACUCGUCGGCGUAUCGCAUCUCCAACGAGCUGCGGGAAAGCUUAUGGUAGCAGCAACCCGGUACGAGUUGCCCCAACCGUUGAGGAAGUGCAAUGCAUGCGAACACAUACAUACACCACUACAACAGCAACCACCACCACCAGGCCAAAAGUGAGAUGCUUUCCCGGGACAAGCAUUGAAACUAGAGUAGGAGAUUUCAGCUAAUUGUUUAAGUUUUAUAUCUAAUUUAAGGUAAUUGUUAAUAAUAAUCUGGAGAGAAAAUUCCAUUCGCAGUUCUUGUGUAGUUACUACAGCUGACGGCUAGGUGGCGCUCGAACACAAGCUUUCACUACUCGCCGCAAGGAAGCGUACAUCUCCUUCUCUAUGAACAUGACCAUCGAUCAACUGGCAACGUUUGAUCCUUAAAUCAUUUCUUUCUGGCGUUUAUUUGUUAUAAACGAUCUUAACAUACCCUUUCUCAA
Molecule: messenger RNA, 2100 nt
Organism: Anopheles nili
Lineage: Eukaryota; Metazoa; Arthropoda; Insecta; Diptera; Culicidae
Product: scavenger receptor class B member 1
Exons: 10
Coding region: 1-1689 (562 amino acids)
Cellular component (GO): membrane; cytoplasm
Molecular function (GO): scavenger receptor activity
Source: RefSeq, a predicted model, not a curated record